Mytilus trossulus (common blue mussel) is the source of this 1489-nucleotide messenger RNA. RefSeq lists its product as uncharacterized. The coding region runs from base 227 to 1450 and encodes 407 amino acids. NCBI's taxonomy places the organism in Eukaryota, Metazoa, Mollusca, Bivalvia, Mytilida, Mytilidae. The record is from RefSeq and is a predicted model, not a curated record. The transcript is spliced from 5 exons.
CUUUAAUUUUUUGUCGGCAAAAAAAAACCGGACCUCAGGUCGGCCAGCUUUAUUUUUACACAGAAAACUACAUAUGUUAGACCACAAGUACAAUAAUCUGAGCUGAAAAAUUACAAUCGGAUAAAUAAGUACACAGCCUUGUAUAUCAUCUGACUAAUUCUUAUCAGUGACACACUUAUCCAUACUUUAACGUCAGUUUAUUAUGCAAUUCUGACCUCAGACGACCAUGUUGAAGAUCAGUCGACAUAUGAUGGUGUUUAUUAUUUGUAUAGUCCUUUUUAUAUCAGAAUCGCAUGUCGAAGCUGUAGACCUUGCAUCACCUGAAGUUUUUGAUCCUGUUUUUUAUUCUAACAAUCACCAUGAAGUGAUGUCACAUGGUGUUAAUACACCGGAAGCUGCUAAGCAACACUGGCUUGCGCAUGGCAUAGAUGCUGGAUGGCAGGGAUCGGGACAGUUUCAUUCAAAAGAGUACAUUGCAAGGUAUCCUGAUCUCCAAAAAGCUUUUGGAAAUAAUUAUAGAGCCGCCAUUCAACAUUAUCUGACAUUUCACAGCUCUGAACACCGUGAUGGCUUAUCAACUAUUCAGGAUUUUGAAGGCCGCUGGACUGCAUUAAAUCAUGGGAUAUAUAUCGGUUCCUCUACUCGAACAGGUGGCGCUGUGGACAGUCUUACAUGGAACAAUAAAGAAUUUAUCAAUUCUUGGGAUCACGGGCGUCAGAUGCAGAUGGCAUGCAACACUAACAAAUACACCGAGUGUUACAACCCUACGGAAGCUGGUGGUGUUUGUGACGCCGCACUCCCUACAACCCACACUCAUAUAGAUUGGGUCCAUGUUCAUGGAAAUGUAAUGGAAAGUCAGGUUCAUCCAGCAUUUUGGAAACCAGUUAAACCUACAUCAGGAACACAACAUGAUUGUCAUUAUGGAAGAUUGUGUCCAGCACACCACGGCUACCGCUCAACUUACGACUAUCCUUUUCAUAAGAAGAUAACAAUAGGAACACAUGGCAUUAAUAAUUGUUUUGAAUUUGUAUCCAAUUUUACGAUAGGCGGAAACUGGCCUCAAGACGACUUGUUAAUUCAGAUGGAAUCACCUGCCGUUUACUUGACCUACGAAUUUUCAGAACAAUACUCAUUUAAUCCUACCACAAGGCUUGCUGAAAAUUAUCAUACUACCCAUUUACCAGUUAUUCGAUCGACUCCAGACCAUAAUCAUGCACUUGGGGCAUACACUCCACCAGGACAGGAUACGGAUAUACGUGAAAAUUACGACAGUCAUUUCUACACAAAUAUAAAUUUUGCUAUUACGACUGCAAAAUUCAAUGUAAUAUUCUAUAAGAGACCUCAUGGUACAGGGGUUCGUCAGUAUGUUUACAAAACGUACUUCUGUGUCGGAACCUUAAAUGACGUCACUAGUUGUUUACAUAAUAUUAUGACAGCUGUUCCAAAAUAAAAUUUUGCUUGGUGUUGAAUAAAGAGUUCCAUGAAAAUA